This is a messenger RNA of Chaetomium fimeti, 1133 nucleotides long. RefSeq lists its product as uncharacterized. The transcript has a single exon. The coding region runs from base 145 to 972 and encodes 275 amino acids. The record is from RefSeq and is a predicted model, not a curated record. NCBI's taxonomy places the organism in Eukaryota, Fungi, Ascomycota, Sordariomycetes, Sordariales, Chaetomiaceae.
GCCAAUUUCAACCUCGGCUUUUCUCACUAUCCUCCCACCGCUUCACUCACUCUCACCUCCCCUCCUCCCUUCAAAGCAUCAACUCCCUCAUUCCUUCCACACAGCCAACAAAAAACAAAACAAUACACCAACCCAACCACCACCAUGACAACCCCCACCCAAACCCACCCCAAAACCGCGGAGGACGACCCCAUCCCCCCCGCCCAAAAAGCCCGAACCAUCGCGCACAUGAACGCCGACCACCGCGCCGACAUGCGCCACAUCCUGCUGAACUACGGCGCCGUCCCGCCCGUGCCGGCUUCUUAUUACGGCCUUAUCAAGGAUGGCGGCGAUGGCAGUGUGAAUGAUGCCAAGAACCCGCUCAUGACCGACAUCGACCUCACGUCGGUCACGCUCCAGCUGCCCGGGAGCGCGCUGCUGCAUCGCGUGGUGUUUGAGCCGCCGUUGGCGGGGUGGGCGGAACGGAGGGGGAGGCUGGUGGAGAUGACGCGGGUUGCGAGGGAGGCUUUGGGGGUGGUUGCUGAGGAUGGUGAUGCUGGUGGGGAUCAUGGUGCUGGUGCUGGUGGGGAGAAGGCGGUGGUGGUGGUGAACGAGUACAUGGCCCCGCGCGUGCCGUUGGAUCUGGCUAUCUUUGUGGGGAUUCUUGCUUAUUACCUGUCCUUUGGGCUCGUGUGGAUGGGGUAUGUCACGCCUGGCAGCCUGACGGCGCAGGUUGUGGAGGCGGUGCGGUUUCCGGGCGGGGUGGAGGGGUUUGUGUGGCUGGUUGAGACUAUCUUUGUGCCGGUGGUGGUGCUGCACGUCUUUGAGACGUGGCUGCUGGAGAGGACGAAGCUGCAGAAGUUUGGGGUGAAGAGGGGGAGUGCGGUGUGGUGGAUGUGGGUGGUGAGUGUGUUCAUCGAGGGGGCCAUGGCGUUUAAGCGGUUUGAUAUCGUUGUCGAGAAGCUGAAGGGGAAGGGAAAGAAAGGGCAGUAGGGGGUUGUAGAGUUGGUACUCUCAGAAAUGCAGGUCCCGCGAUACGAAUGUUGACACUCAUGAUCCAUACCCAAAAAAAGCAGGGCAAAAACAAUGGGGGGAGUGAGGCAAAAGUAUCACGAUGCCCAAUAACAGGAUUGAACUGUUGACCUUCGCAUACC